Molecule: messenger RNA, 969 nt
Organism: Fukomys damarensis (Damara mole-rat)
Lineage: Eukaryota; Metazoa; Chordata; Mammalia; Rodentia; Bathyergidae
Gene: Vegfb
Product: vascular endothelial growth factor B
Exons: 6
Biological process (GO): vascular endothelial growth factor signaling pathway; response to hypoxia; induction of positive chemotaxis
Cellular component (GO): membrane
Molecular function (GO): vascular endothelial growth factor receptor 1 binding; growth factor activity; heparin binding
Source: RefSeq, a predicted model, not a curated record
GCACGGGGCCAGCCCCUCCUCGAGUGCACCUGGGGUCCAGGUCUCUUCUCUCCACAGGCCCCAGACUCCCAGCUUGAUGUCCCUGGCCACCAGAAGAAAGUGGUGUCAUGGAUAGAUGUGUAUGCUCGUGCCACCUGCCAGCCUCGGGAGGUGGUGGUGCCCUUGACUAUGGAGCUCGUGGGUACUGUGGCCAAACAACUGGUGCCCAGCUGUGUGACUGUGCAGCGCUGUGGUGGCUGCUGCUCUGACGAUGGCCUGGAGUGUGUGCCCACUGGGCAGCACCAAGUCCGAAUGCAGAUCCUCAUGAUCCGGUACCCAAGCAGUCAGCUGGGGGAGAUGUCCCUGGAAGAACACAGCCGAUGUGAAUGCAGACCAAAAAAAAGGCAGAGUGCUAUGAAGUCAGACAGCCCCAGGCCCCUCUGCCCACGCUGCCCCCAGCGCCGCCAGCGCCCUGAUCCCUGGACCUGCCACUGCCACUGCCGACGCCGCAGCUUCCUCCGUUGCCAAGGGCGGGGCUUAGAGCUCAACCCAGACACCUGCAGGUGCCGGAAGCUGCGAAGGUGACACAUUACUUUUCAGACUGUGGGGCCACUUACCUCAUGAGUCAUAUCCCAUGAAAGAAACAAGGGGAACCUGAGAUUAGCCCAACCCAAGACCUGAUCCUGUUGGAAGCUAGGCCUGGGCCUCUCAGAGGACUCUCCUGCUGUCCUUUGUCUGCCGAGGCUGCCUUCUGAUGGAGUUGAUGAGGAGAUGUGGUCCCAGCUUGGGGAGGGGGUGGUGUGCUGUCUCCAUUUGCAGCUACCUUGUGCAUGUGAGCAUCUUACACCUGGCUCCUGCUUCUCCACCCUAAGAAGACCCCACACCUCUGCAAAUAACGGGAUUUGGGCUUUCGUAUGAAAACUGUGAUUCCCACAGCUCUGAUAAAAGAGAUGGAAGGAGCUAUCCCUGCCUGUGUCACUGUUCGUCACU